AUGAACGUGAAGACAGUGCUCGUCCUGCUUGUUCUGGCUCUAGCCACGAUCUUUGCCUUAGUCUGUGUGCUGCUGACCAGAGGAAGGGCCCCCAGCCCGUGCCAGCACCAGCCCCCGGCGCAGGAGGACACCGGUGAUGGCCAGAGCCUGGUCUUUGCUGAUCUGACCCCCGAGGAGAUGGUGCAAGUGGUGCGGUACCUGCAGGGGCACCUCGGGGUGCAGCUGGUGGACGCCUCGCGUGCCAAGCCCUCUGACAGCUGCAUCGCCUCGCUGGACGUGCAGGUCCCUGCCAAGGCGGAGGUGCUGCGGUUCCUGGAUGAGGGGGGCGCUCGGCCCCCCCGGGAGGCGCUGGCUGUGCUGUACUUUGGGAACCAGCCGGACCCCAACGUCACCGAGUACGUGGUGGGUCCGCUGCCGACGCCGGCGUAUCACCGGGACAUCACGGUGCAGAAGUACGGGGGGAAGGUGCCCUACCACCGCAGACAUGUCACCGGCAAGGAGUACAUGGAUAUCAAUGCUCUCAUCCAGCGGGAGCUGAGAAAGGCACGGCGCUUCCUCGCUGCAUGCUGCGAGUCCGACGGGACCGACCUGGCCAUCCUCACCACGGCCCCACGGGGCUUCAAGUCUGGCGAUCGCAUGACCUGGUUUGUCCUCUUCCACAACGUGGCAGGCACUGGCUACUACCUCUCACCAGUGGGUUUGGAGGUGCUGGUGGAGCAUGGGGACCUCCGUCCCCAGUGGCACAAAGUCUUCUACAACGGCCAGUACUUUGCCAGCACAGAGGAUCUGGAGAAUGCAUUUGUGGCCAACAUGCUGGAGGUUGUCAGGAUCAAGAAGCCUCUGGCUGAAGUGGUGCUGGGCUCAAUGAGACCCCGGCGCCCGCCUGGCUCCAUGGGGCCACUGCAGUAUGAGCCCCUGGGUCCCCGCUACAGUGUCCGGGAUAACCAUGUCACCUUCCAGGGCUGGAGCAUCACCUUUGGCAUGAACCCCAACUCUGGCCCACGCCUCUUUGACAUCAGGUUCCGUGGGGAGAGGAUUAUCUAUGAGCUGAGUCUCCAGGAAGCCUUAACUCUGUAUGGCUCCAACUGCCCGGGAGGCAUGUCGACUCGCUACCUCGAUGGGAGCUUUGGCAUCGGCAGGGUUGCCUACGAGCUUGUCCGUGGCCUUGACUGUCCCUAAACGGCGACCUACGUGGACCAGCACUACCUGGCAGAGUCAGAGACCCCCAAAACCAACCAAAACUCACUCUGCAUCUUUGAGCAUGAUGCUGCCCUCCCUCUGCGACGCCACUUCUCUGACUCGCAGUCCUUUUACUAUGGGGGGCUGCGGAAAAACACGCUGGUCAUCCGUGCCAUCUCCACCCUCAUCAACUAUGACUACAUCUGGGACUUCAUGUUCCACAGCAGCGGGGCCGUGGAGGUCCGGGUGCAUGCCACUGGCUACAUCAGCUCCUCCUUCUUCCAUGGUCAAGGCACUGAUUAUGGCAACAGAGUUGGUCCACACACACUGGGGACGAUGCACCUCCACCACAUGCACUACAAGGUGGACCUGGAUCUUGACGGGCAGCUGAACUCUUUGGAGACCCAGGACAUGGGUUAUGAGCUUGUGAAAGAUCCUUGGAGCAUGCAGAACACCAUGGAGCGGCUGUACCUCCGGAGGGAGAGGCUGGAGAGGGAGGAUGAGGCAGCCUUCCCACUCCAUGCCCCCCUGCCUCGCUACCUCUCCUUCACCAGCCCCAAGCCCAACAAGUGGGGGCAUCCACGCAGCUAUCGGCUCCAGAUCACCAGCUCUGCUGGGGAGCACCUGCCUGCCAGCAGCUCCAUGGAGAGGGCCAUCAGCUGGGGCAGGUACCAGCUGGCUGUCACCCGGCGGAAGGAGGAGGAGCCCACCAGCACCAGCAUCUACAACCAGAAUGACCCCUGGACACCAACUGUUGCCUUUGCUGACUUCAUUAACAAUGAGACCAUCACCAAUGAGGAUCUGGUUGCCUGGGUAUCUGUGGGGUUCCUGCACAUCCCCCAUGCUGAAGAUGUCCCCAACACGGUGACUGUGGGCAACGGCGUCGGCUUUUUCCUGAGGCCCUACAACUACUUUGAUGAAGACCCCUCGGUGGACUCGCCCGACAGCAUCUACUUCAGUGAGGCACAGGAUGUGGGUGCAUGUGGGACCAACCAGCUGGCCUGCCCACCCCCCUCCUGUGCCCCCCACCUGCCCCCCUUCCGCUACGGGGGGUUCCUCAACCUCAGAAUCAUGGGGACGCUGUGUCCCAGCACCAGCUGCUGA
This is a messenger RNA of Chaetura pelagica (chimney swift), 2283 nucleotides long. RefSeq names its product membrane primary amine oxidase-like. The record is from RefSeq and is a predicted model, not a curated record. Gene Ontology annotation, molecular function: quinone binding; primary methylamine oxidase activity; copper ion binding. Gene Ontology annotation, cellular component: plasma membrane. NCBI's taxonomy places the organism in Eukaryota, Metazoa, Chordata, Aves, Apodiformes, Apodidae. Gene Ontology annotation, biological process: amine metabolic process.